AGUAUCGUUAGACGUUAGAGUUAGAGUAGUCCAUGCCUUGACCUUCGUUUGUCUGGCAGUUCAUGCGAUUGACGUUUCAUAUUUCAUUUAGUUGGAUUUUUAUCCAUAAUUCAAGUGUUAUUUAAAUGUAUGCAAUAUUAGUUGAUCAAUCAGUGCUGCCUUUUAUUAUUUAGAUUGUAUAUUUUGAAACUUAUCAGUCAAUGUACAAUAAUAGUGUUCUGCUGAGAUUCUCGUUAGUGUUGCCCAACCUAUUCUUAAUGCGUUAACGAACAAAUUUAGAAUGGUUGAUAAAAAUCGCCUCGUUGCUGCCUUACUAUUAAAGAAUGACAGCUCUGCUCAUCACUGUUCAUGGGGACAGCAAUUGGAUAAAGAAGUUUUACACUCAAUUGAGAUUCCAGAACUAGGAAAUCUCCAUGUGCCUCUAGCCAUAGAGGAUGUAGAAAAACUGAAGAGCAUAGCUGAGCCUGCCCUUCAUGGCAACGGAUUGAAUGUUGUUUUGGACCCAAAUCUAAGAAAGGGAUGGCAAGUUGCAGGUAUGAGAAUAUCAGGAUUGUUUCCAAAAGAUUCUCUACAAAAAACUCUAGGAGAACUGUGUGCUAAAGCAUUACUCAAUCUGAAACUUGGUUGGCUGUUAGAAGAUUGUGAUAGUAACACUGUAGAUGCUUACAUUGACAAAUUAGUUUUGUAUGAAUCUGGAGGACACUACAAGAGGCAUCGUCAUUCGGAGUUGGAACAAGGUAUUUGUGGUGUAGUGAUUCUCCAGAUACCUGUUGAAAACGGGUUCAACGGUGGCCGACUAAAAAUCGAACACGGUUCGUCGACGGCGCACUACGAAUAUCACGAAGGUAGUAAUCAUUGUCACUUUUUGACGGCCUUCCGCUCUGGGUGUAAGCACGAGCUAGAACCCAUCAAAUCUGGCUGGCGAGUGACUUUGAUGAUAAACCUUGUAUGGAGAAAUGCCUUCGAUGUUGCAAAAAUUCCGCAAUCAGUACAGCUUAUUCCUGUUAUUCUCGAACUUUUAACCGAAAUACGGGAGUCGGUCGACCCUUGGUUUAAAGGUAUCCAUCAAACCAAGCAUGGCAAGCCAGUAAUAGAGAAGACAGAUUGUUGCGAUAUACUUCAUGCAUCUGAGAUUUCCUCGGAUGUCGUCGAACAACUUAGUGAACUAGUCAACAAAACCCAAAUCAGUUAUAAUGCUGAAGCAGCCUCACAUCAUCGACAUGAGGAGUUCAACAACGAUCUUUCCUUUUCUCCACCUUUUGAACUAAAAAUUACCAAUAUUGCACGUUUUCAUCAAAGAAAUCUCGAGUGGCAACAAAGUGCUGAUUUUGACGAUGGGGAGAGAAAACCAUGUGUCACGCAUGGGCAACAUCAGAAAGAAUCAAUCGAUAUGCUCGUUUUUCUGCUGGAGAACGACUACACAUUGACGGACCUCACUUUCUUUGGGCUGAAAGGGCAAGAUGUUCGGCUUGCUCGUUUAUUGUUGGGCGGGAAUUUUCUCGAAGUCCAUUUAGCUAUUUUGAACCAUUCAAGAUCGCAAGUACCUUUCGGCGAAAAUCCUAGUUUUGUGGCUAAAUUGGAGCAUUGGGUUAAUUCUAGCAAUAUGUUGGUGCCUUUUAAAAAUGUGCAAAUUAAUGCUAACCAGAUCGUGAGUGACUUCAAAACUAAAUCACAACACCGAACUCACCAAGAAGAAAUCGAAGAAAAAAACAUGAAUUUUCCGCAGUUUGCGUAUCACCAACCAGUACUUGUGAUUUGGCCGAAAUACCAAUCAUUUCGCAUCAAAUGCCUUUAUGCAUUUGAUGUUUUACUGGAUGAAUUAGAACAUGAAUUGCAAAUAACAAGUCACCAGAAAGCUAUUGAAAAUCUACGCCGCAUUAUAUCCGUAUGCCGCGAUGAACCAUUGACUGUGUUUCUCGAUUCGGCUGGCGUUCCUGGAGAGCGUACCUGUCGUCUUCUGCGUCUUUGCAUUUUUCUCCGGGCACGGCAAGAAGGAUUGGAUUUACUGGAACUUAUGGGCAUGGAUUUUACCAACGAAGAUGAGUGUGAGAUAGACAAAGAAGUUCGUUUUGAAGGAAUUCGCAGUAAUGAAGUGGCUUUGUUGGUAGCUGAAUUAGAGUGCCAAGUGACAGGGUGGUCUGCCUGUUCAGGUUUUGUCUUAAAAAUGAUAUCUCCAGUUAGACUGUCAAGUCAGUUAGCGUACAUAAUCUGCUUGGCGGACCAUCUCAUGGAUCGUUACUGCUCAGAAGGUGCACUAAAAAUCCUGGACCGUGUAGCUUACCUCCUUCCUAAACUCAACACAUCCUCCAUCUCAUCCCUUGGACAGACGGAUAUUGAUUCAUAUGUCAACUUCGUCAUUGAGUGUGAACGAGAUCCAAAAACGGCUAGUGCUCAACGGGUCGUGUGUUUUACGACCCUUUUCCCUCGCCUGGAUUCAUACCAACAGUGUCGCCUGAUUGUUGAUCUCCGGAGACGGAUCCGAUUUGGUGGCAUUCAUUCGUGUAUGCAACUUUAUCAGCAAAUGUGCCGUGCUCUACCAUCGUGCGAUUUACACGCACCUGGACCUAUAAAGAACGUAAUUGUAGCUGUUGUGAGUAGCUUUUUUCAACUGGGAGACCCGGAACUCAUUCUUCUCCUUAUGAAUAAGAUAUGUCUGAAAUCGACCAGUUCAAAUCAAUCAGCAGAAGAAAACAACUUGGUCGAUGUACUAUUGUUAUCACAUGAAAUCUGGGAAUUGGCAACGUCGUCCGACUUAGGGAAGACCAUGCUUUCUAACCUAGUAAAGGCGCAGACUUCAUCUCUGCUCUGCAUGUUGGAUCAACUCACCAUUCCCCGCCAAGAAAUUGUUUCAGCAUGGCAUAUCAGGGAAACGGAACUCGUAGUGCCAAAUUUUAAAGCCAAGACUAGUUUGCUGGAUAAUUUAUCGCAACUGGAACUGACGAGUGAUCACAGCAAACUCAUCCGUGAUGCACGAUUAGCUUUGAUUGUUGCCUGGAUUGAUGGACUGUGUCAGCAAUUGGAUCGGGAGACGCCAGUAGUUACACCGCACCCGAAUGAUCCACUUCAGCUUAAUGUAACUGAAUUUUUAAGAACUUUUAUCCAAAUGGAAAAAGUGCACCAUCAAGAUGGUCGACAGCCUAUUUUCGUAGACUUUUCGCGCCUCUUUUCGAAGAUGUGUUUAACGAGAUUAUGCAAGCUUAUACUCGAUCUUCGCCAAACAGAAUCAGCAGCAUCGAUCGACAUGAGAGUAAUUGCCUCGUGUUUUAAUCUAUGCAGAGAUUUAAGUCGCCAAUUUGUGGAAGGAGAUAUUAUUUCCUUCAUGAAACCUUCAACAGAACUGGCAGUUAAAAUUGCCAAGUGGCUGUUCUGGCUUGGCGACGAAGUGGUAUCGGAGAGAUUUGCCCACAAAAUUUGCACUUGCGUCUCUUUGGAGGAAGAAAACUUAUUCGUGAAGAAAUGGAUCUCGUCGAGCAAACUGUGGUCACUGACCAACUCCGCUCCUGCCAGUCUGGUCGCCUUUCACAUCCUGUUAGAUCGACAUAUUGGCUACUUGAAAACUGUUAAAGAGCCAGUUUUUUCCUUUGAGCAACCUCUCGCUGAAUUACCUACGUAUCCCGAAGUUGAGGCUUUUCUUCGUUCCUCAAAUGAGAAAAUGAGCUAUCACAAAUUGGCCAGUAUUUUUCAUGCCCGUGGUUUUGCCGACGAUUUGACUAAGCUUUGCCUGAAUAAUGGUUGGUGUAGCUUAAAAGCGCGGGCAAUGGGGUCAACCAGGAGUGCUUGGUGCGAAAUUAUCAAAACACAAGAUAUGCACCAUGCUAAUAUGCAACAAUUUCAAGCCGUCCAACAAGAAUUAUCCAAAAUGCUUUCCUUGCGCGAAAAUCUUGGACAUAAAACACUCGGAGGGAAAGGUGAUGCGGAAAAAAUGUCGGACUUUAAUACCAGCAAUAACUGCAUUUUAUUUUCAUCCGGGAAAUGUGAAAAGAAGGAACCCGAAAUCAUCGUGAUUUCAGAUUAGUGAAAUUUUAAACAAAAGAAGAUCUGGUCUCCUAGUCAACACCACGUUAUUGAAAUGAAGCUUUGAUGAUAUGAACCACUUGAGCGAAAAUUUCUUUGAUUGCAUCAGUGCAUCGGAUCCAUUUAAAAAUAUUUACAUAGCUGUACUUAACAAAGGUAUUUAGCACAAAGGUUGCACCGAACCCAACGUCAUCUACGUUUUCUUAUGGAUUUGAAAUAAAUGUUCUAUUUACUACCAUGAUUUUGUGGACUGUAAAUAAAAAAAUUUCUCAGCUAA
This is a messenger RNA of Daphnia magna, 4291 nucleotides long. RefSeq lists its product as uncharacterized. Lineage: Eukaryota; Metazoa; Arthropoda; Branchiopoda; Diplostraca; Daphniidae. The record is from RefSeq and is a predicted model, not a curated record.